AUGAGACCUGCAAAGCUGGCAGAAGAGAAGACUAUUUUGAGCCGAGGGGGAUCAAGUCAGGUCUGUGGGCUGAGGGAUGAAGGGCUCCCUUUGACUUUAAUUCUAUUCCCUGUCCUACUUGCCAUCUCAGAAGUGAAGAGUGAGGUAUCUAUGAAGCUCUGUGGGCUAGAGUUCAUAAAAACCAACGUCUACAUCUGUGCUAGUUCCAGGUGGAAGCACCUGGAAGGGAUCCCUCAAAGUCAGCAAAAGGUGGAUUCCUCAGGGGAGGAAAUUUUCUAUGGACAGCUGCCCACUGAAGGAUCUUAGGGCUCAAAGCAGCAUUGGGUGAUGUCGAGACAAGACUUAGGAAGUGUGGGCUGCCCUGCCUGCUGUUCCAUACCCGAUUUGCUGGCUCUUUGUUAA
Lutra lutra (Eurasian river otter) is the source of this 402-nucleotide messenger RNA. RefSeq names its product insulin like 5 (gene INSL5). Gene Ontology annotation, biological process: positive regulation of feeding behavior. NCBI's taxonomy places the organism in Eukaryota, Metazoa, Chordata, Mammalia, Carnivora, Mustelidae. The record is from RefSeq and is a predicted model, not a curated record.